Dunckerocampus dactyliophorus (ringed pipefish) is the source of this 2323-nucleotide messenger RNA. Its product is annotated as tubulin alpha chain-like. Gene Ontology annotation, molecular function: structural constituent of cytoskeleton; GTP binding. The coding region runs from base 139 to 1488 and encodes 449 amino acids. NCBI's taxonomy places the organism in Eukaryota, Metazoa, Chordata, Actinopteri, Syngnathiformes, Syngnathidae. Gene Ontology annotation, cellular component: microtubule; cytoplasm. The transcript has 4 exons. The record is from RefSeq and is a predicted model, not a curated record. Gene Ontology annotation, biological process: mitotic cell cycle; microtubule cytoskeleton organization.
UCAGCAGGUUCUCUCAUUACAGCUAAUAUCAAAUCACGGCUCACCUCAAUGUGCAGGUAUAUAAAGUGGUGCAACACAAGUGGCACAAGAAGUUCAUCUUCUUACUGACACCUGAACGUCGGAGAAGAGAGAUCAGCUAUGCGUGAAUGUAUUUCCAUACACGUGGGCCAAGCUGGGGCUCAGAUUGGCAAUGCAUGUUGGGAACUUUACUGUUUGGAACAUGGUAUCCAGCCAGAUGGACAAAUGCCUUCUGAUAAGACAUUUGGGGGUGGAGAUGACUCAUUCAACACCUUUUUCAGUGAGACGGGAGCCGGAAAACAUGUCCCAAGAGCCAUCUUUGUCGACCUGGAGCCCACUGUCAUCGAUGAGGUGCGUACAGGUGCCUACCGCCAGCUGUUCCACCCAGAGCAGUUGAUCACUGGGAAGGAAGAUGCUGCCAACAACUAUGCUCGUGGUCACUACACCAUUGGCAAGGAGUUCAUUGAUCUGGUUCUGGAUAGGACUCGCAAGCUGGCUGAUCAGUGCACUGGUUUGCAAGGUUUCCUCAUCUUCCAUUCCUUUGGUGGAGGCACCGGCUCUGGUUUCACUUCCCUCCUCAUGGAGAGACUGUCUGUUGAUUAUGGUAAAAAGUCCAAGCUUGAGUUUGCUAUCUACCCAGCCCCCCAGGUUUCCACAGCAGUUGUGGAGCCCUACAACUCCAUUCUGACAACUCACACCACACUGGAGCACUCCGACUGUGCAUUCAUGGUGGACAACGAAGCUAUCUAUGACAUCUGUCGCAGGAACCUCGAUAUUGAAAGGCCAACCUAUACUAACCUGAACAGGCUCAUUGGUCAAAUAGUGUCAUCUAUCACAGCCUCUCUUCGCUUUGACGGAGCCCUGAAUGUCGACCUGACAGAGUUCCAGACCAACCUGGUGCCCUACCCUCGUAUCCACUUCCCUCUGGCCACAUAUGCCCCAGUAAUUUCCGCUGAGAAAGCCUACCAUGAGCAACUCUCUGUUGCCGACAUCACCAAUACCUGCUUUGAGCCAGCCAACCAGAUGGUGAAGUGUGAUCCUCGUCAUGGCAAAUACAUGGCCUGCUGUCUUCUGUAUCGCGGCGAUGUGGUGCCCAAAGACGUCAACUCCGCCAUUGCCGCCAUCAAGACCAAACGCACCAUCCAGUUUGUGGACUGGUGUCCCACAGGUUUCAAGGUGGGGAUCAACUACCAGCCUCCAACAGUGGUUCCUGGGGGCGAUCUGGCCAAAGUGCAGAGGGCUGUGUGCAUGCUGAGCAACACCACAGCCAUCGCUGAGGCCUGGGCCCGUUUGGAUCACAAGUUUGACCUAAUGUACGCCAAGAGGGCCUUUGUGCACUGGUAUGUAGGGGAGGGAAUGGAGGAGGGAGAGUUCUCCGAGGCCAGAGAGGACAUGGCUGCCCUGGAGAAGGAUUAUGAAGAGGUGGGUACAGACUACAUGGGAGAUGAGGAUGAAGGAGAGGAAUAUUGACCCAAAGAGCCAAAGACAAGUAGACACAAGUAGUACAGUGGAUAUUGGCACAAAUUAGAUGGUUUAGUCGAGGUUUUCGAUUAAGACGACAAGUGAUAGAUUUGUUAGUUAGAACCUCCAAAGAUCCUUUCUUUGUCCCGUGUCAGACUCUCUUUUGUGCACCUCCCCCACUAUCCCCACACAUGUGGAAUGUAAGUUAUGAAAGGGCUCCAAUGUCAGUUUCUAUAUACCAUUCAGCUGUGACUCUGUGAGAGCGCUAGAGUGAGAGAAUGAACGACUAACGCCCUGUCUGGUGUUUUUUGUGUAGCACCACUAGAGCAACAACUGAAUCCCACUGAUCUUAUCUUACAGUACAACUCAGUGAUAAGGGAACGGUUGAAUAACUGAAAGAAACUCACUUCAGCUGUAUAGUUAAUAUAAUUUUUUACAUCUAUGUUUGUCAAAGAUCAUGUAUUCUUUAAAAAUACUUUAAAACUGUAGUUUCCUUUGUUCACUUGAAAGUACAGGUUCACAAAUAAGGUGCCUAUUGUCACUGAAACAGGUUUUGUUUACUGAAAUCGUUCUCCCUGUUAAUACAACACCAGUAAAAGAUCCCGUCUCAUGCAGGGGUGGCGAGCCAUCUAAAUGACCCAAACAAAGUCGAUAAAACAACGGCUGUCCCCCUCCGCCCUACAGUACUUUCAAACUGAUCCAAGGGUGCCGUAGUUGUGAACUGCUCUAGUGUGUCUGCUCGCUCUGUGUGAGGGUGUGAUCAUCUACAAAUGGGUCAAAGUGCAUUUCUCUGCAGGCAGUGCAAAUUGAUGGGGUGGUUUCCUCAGCAUUAACUCUUUCAUGG